This is a messenger RNA of Hemiscyllium ocellatum (epaulette shark), 2791 nucleotides long. Its product is annotated as serine/threonine-protein phosphatase 2A 55 kDa regulatory subunit B gamma isoform. Gene Ontology annotation, cellular component: cytosol; protein phosphatase type 2A complex. Gene Ontology annotation, biological process: peptidyl-serine dephosphorylation. The record is from RefSeq and is a predicted model, not a curated record. Gene Ontology annotation, molecular function: protein phosphatase regulator activity; protein binding. The coding region runs from base 179 to 1537 and encodes 452 amino acids. The transcript is spliced from 10 exons. NCBI's taxonomy places the organism in Eukaryota, Metazoa, Chordata, Chondrichthyes, Orectolobiformes, Hemiscylliidae.
GCUCCCUGAGGCAGGUUCGCCUGGUUGUUUGUGGUGGGAUUGGCGUGUGGAGUUGUCAAUCCGGACCCCUCCCCAGCGCGGUGCAGCUCCGGCAGAUGAUUGAGGAGUAUUGCUCUGGGGUGUGACCGUGCCCUGGCUUCCAGUUUCUGGGUUGUUACGGUGGAGGGAACUUGCAGCGAUGAGAAGAGCCGGAGGCUGUGGGAGUGAUGUUCAGUGGUGUUUUACUCAGGUGAAAGGUACCACAGACCUUGAUGUUUCCGAAGCUGAUAUAAUUUCUACCGUAGAGUUCAAUCACACUGGGGAAUUGUUGGCUACUGGGGACAAGGGAGGUCGAGUUGUUAUAUUUCAGAGAGAGCAAGAGACAAAAAACCAGCCUCACCACCAAGGUGAGUACAAUGUUUACAGCACCUUCCAGAGCCAUGAGCCUGAGUUCGAUUACCUAAAAAGCCUGGAAAUUGAAGAAAAGAUUAACAAGAUCCGGUGGCUGCCACAACAGAAUGCAGCCCACUUCCUACUGUCUACAAAUGAUAAAACGAUUAAAUUAUGGAAGGUCAGUGAAAGGGAUAAGAGGCCAGAAGGUUAUAACCUCAAAGAUGAAGAAGGUAGAAUGAAGGAUCUAUCCACAGUUACAGUGCUGCAGGUGCCAGUGCUGAAACCCAUGGAUUUGAUGGUGGAGGUGACUCCACGGAAGAUCUUUGCUAAUGCUCACACCUACCAUAUCAACUCCAUUUCCGUCAACAGUGACUGUGAGACAUAUAUGUCAGCUGACGACCUCAGGAUUAACCUCUGGCAUUUAGGAAUAACAGACAGGAGUUUCAAUAUUGUAGAUAUUAAGCCUGUAGACAUGGAAGAGUUAACAGAAGUGAUCACAGCUGCCGAAUUCCACCCCCACCAUUGUAACCUAUUGGUUUACAGCAGCAGCAAAGGAACAUUGCGACUCUGUGACAUGAGGGCAGCGGCUCUAUGUGACAAACAUGCCAAAUUGUUUGAGGAGCCAGAAGAUCCCAGUAACAGAUUCUUCUUCUCAGAGAUAACCUCUUCAGUGUCUGAUGUGAAGUUCAGUCACAGUGGCCGGUACAUGAUGACACGAGAUUACCUCACUGUCAAAGUCUGGGAUCUGAACAUGGAAACCAAGCCUAUAGAAACCUAUCAGAUUCACGAUUACCUCCGGAGUAAGCUAUGCUCUCUUUACGAGAAUGACUGCAUCUUUGACAAAUUUGAAUGUGCAUGGAAUGGCUCAGACAGUGUUAUUAUGACCGGGGCCUACAAUAAUUUCUUCAGGAUGUUUGACCGCAACACAAAACGAGAUGUCACACUGGAAGCUUCCCGGGAGAACAGCAAGCCACGAGCAGUGCUCAAGCCACGCAAAGUCUGCACAGGAGGCAAGAGGCGAAAGGAUGAAAUUAGUGUUGACAGUUUAGACUUUAACAAGAAGAUCCUGCACAUGGCUUGGCAUCCAACAGAGAACAUAAUAGCUGUAGCAGCGACAAACAAUCUCUACAUAUUUCAGGAUAAAGUGAACUCAGAGAUGCACUAGAUUUAUAAAGACCUUGGUGUAAUUAUAAACCGGCCUUUUUUCUGACCUUUCUGCCAAUGAUCUUCACAAGGUUGUAUUCAUCUUUAGUGGAAUUGUGGAGUGUGGUUUCUCGUUAGUGCAUAUCACUUGUCAGUAAGAAUUGUUUUUUGUCAGUCACCGGGGGUGAGCUCAGCACUGCAGAAUGGAAACACAGAAGGGCACAUGUGGCAACCAUCAACACAGUUUCACCUCUUCUCCAGUCGGUCACUUUUUAAAAAUGUUUCAGGCAUCAUAGAACUUUUACUGCUGGCUUGAAACUUUGCACCGAGGAUCUCUGAAUUUGUACACAAAGACACAAAUAGAACAGUUAACUUGAGAUCUGACUACCUAUUCAUUCCUGAUUCAUUUCCCAUCUUUAUGGUGGAUUCAGUUGGCCUUGCGUCAGUAAAUAGCUUCAACAGGCACCUGAAAGGUAAAAAGCUACUGUCUUUGUUUGCUGUGUCAGCCUGCCCAAACUGCAAUUUUAAUGUACUGCUAAUCAAAUGUAUGCAAUGCUUUUUUUCAAAUUGGAUCACCCUGUUAUUAGACAACUCAAGUGGGUUCAGCUGUUCUUCUGUUGCCACUGCCUUGGCCUGGGAAAAUGUCCCACUUUCCUUUCACGAUUUUUAAGAAUUGUUGGAAGCUAAAUGAGUCGGAGCUUACAUAAAGCAGUGGCAAAAAUACUUAACAACUGCAAUCAAGUUUGAUGCAAUUGAUAGUAAAUUGGCAAUUUGACAUACAUACCGCCAACAAUUGUCGCAGUGCAGAGUAGCGAACUCUUCUGAAAUUAGGAUGAAAGUGCAUAUUCUGUAUGAUGUUGUAAGCCUAUCAUUGAGUCUAAGCAAUUUUGCACCUCCCCUGAAACCUUUUGACGUGGUUACUAGCUGCAAAGUGGGGAAGAUGGUUCAUAGCCCAGCACUGCCACUGUAAACAAACAGCAAGGUUAUGCAACUUUUUUUUUUCAAAGAAUAUCUUCCAAAUUUUAAAAAAAGCCUGUCAUUAGAAAUUCUUCAACAUUGAUAAAAGAGAAUGUCCAACCCAGUUUGAUAUCAGCGUGCCAAAUAGAGCCAUAGAACGGAAAAUUGCACAAAUUAAGGAAAAGGUGGAUUCUUUUAUAACCAUUUAUGGUGAUGCAUUGUUCCUGGCCUGUUGCAAAAUUUGAGCUAGCCUUUAACAAUUUACUUGGAAUGUACAGCAUAAUGUUUACAAAGUGUAAAAAUAUAUCACAUCAUUAAU